AUGUUUGAGAUGGAGUUUACACCAGCCAACAAAGAGCCCAAGAAGGAAGAUCAUCGGCACCUCAACCAGUUCAUCGCCCACGCAGCUCUUGACCUGGUGGAUGAGAGCAUGUGGACCACGGGCAACAUGUAUCUCAGACUGGUUGAUAAGUUUAACGAGUGGUAUGUGUCAGCAUUUGUGACUGCUGGCAGAAUACGGCUCAUUUGUCUCCACGAUGUUAAGAAUGAUGAUGGCAUCAAAAACUUCUUCAUGGAGAUGUAUGAAACAUAUAUUAAGCACUCGAUGAACCCAUUCUACACUCCCAACAGUCCCAUCAAGUCUCCAGCAUUUGAAAAGAAGGCACACUUUUAUGGAAGAAAAUAUCUAACUGGCUAA
Homarus americanus (American lobster) is the source of this 375-nucleotide messenger RNA. RefSeq names its product trafficking protein particle complex subunit 2-like (gene Trs20). Gene Ontology annotation, biological process: endoplasmic reticulum to Golgi vesicle-mediated transport. Lineage: Eukaryota; Metazoa; Arthropoda; Malacostraca; Decapoda; Nephropidae. Gene Ontology annotation, cellular component: cytoplasm; nucleus; TRAPP complex. The transcript has 4 exons. Bases 1 to 375 code for a protein of 124 amino acids. The record is from RefSeq and is a predicted model, not a curated record.